Molecule: messenger RNA, 3270 nt
Organism: Labrus mixtus (cuckoo wrasse)
Lineage: Eukaryota; Metazoa; Chordata; Actinopteri; Labriformes; Labridae
Gene: mcm2
Product: minichromosome maintenance complex component 2
Exons: 20
Coding region: 104-2776 (890 amino acids)
Biological process (GO): double-strand break repair via break-induced replication; DNA replication; mitotic DNA replication initiation
Cellular component (GO): MCM complex; nucleus
Molecular function (GO): single-stranded DNA binding; 3'-5' DNA helicase activity; single-stranded DNA helicase activity
Source: RefSeq, a predicted model, not a curated record
GCGGGCUUUCAGCAUCACGUGGUCCUUUCGCGGGAAAAGAGAGUUGCGGCAGGAAAGAGAAGAACGUUUCUUCACGAGCGGCGGACAGAGACAGAACACAACAAUGGCGGAUUCCUCCGAGUCGUUCCACAUGGCCACCAGCCCAAGCCGAGCCUCCAGGAGAGGAGACAUGACCUCCAGCCCUGGACGAGACUUGCCCCCCUUCGAGGACGAGUCUGAGGGUCUGCUGGGGGAUGUGACGCUGCCCGGGGAGGAGGAGGAGGACGGAGACGGAGAGGAGCUGAUCGGGGACGGGAUGGAGAGGGAUUACCGAGCCAUCCCGGCCCUGGAUCAGUAUGAGGCCGAGGGUCUGGACCUGGACGAUGAAGAUCUGUCGGAGCUGUCGCCUGGGGCUCGAGCCGCCGCUGAGGAGGCGAUGAGUAGGAGAGACAGGGAGCAGGGAGUGAGCGGGAGGCUGAGGAGAGGACUGCUCUAUGACAGCGAAGACGAGGAUGACGAGCGCCCGGCGGCUCGGCGAAGGCGAUUGGCCGAGCGUGCAGCAGAGGGCGUGGCUGACGGAGAGGAAGAGGAGAUGAUUGAGAGCAUCGAGAACCUGGAGGACAUGAAGGGUCACACGGUGAGGGAGUGGGUGUCCAUGGCGGCUCCACGACUCGAGAUCUACAACCGCUUCAAGAACUUCCUGCGGACGCACGUGGACGAGAACGGACACAACGUGUUCAAGGAGAAGAUCAGCGACAUGUGCAAAGAGAAUAAGGAGAGUCUGGUCGUGAACUACGAGGACCUCGCAGCCAGAGAACACGUCCUCGCCUACUUUCUGCCCGAGGCUCCGACCGAGAUGCUGAAGGUCUUCGAUGAAGCAGCUAAAGAAGUCGUUCUCGCCAUGUACCCGAAAUACGACCGCAUCGCUCAUGAGAUCCACGUCCGCAUCUGCAACCUGCCGCUGGUGGAGGAGAUCCGCUCGCUCAGGCAGCUCCACCUCAACCAGCUGAUCCGGACCAGCGGCGUGGUGAGCAGCUGCACCGGCGUGAUGCCUCAGCUCGGGAUGGUCAAGUACAACUGUAACAAGUGUAACUUUGUGCUCGGGCCGUUCUUCCAGUCCCAGAACCAGGAGGUGAAACCGGGCUCCUGUCCCGAGUGUCAGUCCUUCGGACCUUUUGAGAUCAACAUGGAGGAGACUGUGUACCAAAACUACCAGCGAAUCAGCCUCCAGGAGAGCCCCGGUAAGGUCGCCGCGGGCCGCCUGCCUCGCUCCAAGGACGCCAUCCUGCUGGCCGACCUGGUGGACAGCUGCAAGCCCGGAGACGAGAUCGAGCUGACGGGAAUCUACCACAACAACUACGACGGCUCCCUGAACAUGGCCAACGGCUUCCCCGUGUUUGCCACCGUCAUCCUGGCCAAUCACAUCACCUGCAGGGACGAGGGCGUGGCCGUCGCCGAGCUGACCGACGAAGACAUCAAAGCCAUCGUCGCCCUGUCCAAAGACGAGCGCAUCGGAGAGAGGAUUUUCGCCAGCAUGGCUCCGUCCAUCUACGGCCACGAGGACAUCAAGCGAGCGCUCGCUCUGUGUCUGUUUGGAGGAAUGCCCAAAAAUCCAGGCGGGAAACACAAGGUGAGAGGAGACAUCAACGUGCUGCUGUGCGGAGACCCGGGAACCGCCAAGUCCCAGUUCCUCAAGUACGUGGAGAAGGUGGCGAGCCGGGCCGUGUUCACCACGGGUCAGGGAGCGUCCGCCGUGGGUCUGACCGCCUACGUGCAGAGACACCCGGUCAGCAGAGAGUGGACGCUGGAGGCCGGAGCGCUCGUACUCGCCGACCGUGGAGUGUGUCUGAUUGACGAGUUCGAUAAGAUGAACGACGCAGACCGGACGAGCAUCCACGAGGCGAUGGAGCAGCAGAGCAUCUCCAUCUCUAAAGCCGGCAUCGUCACCUCGCUGCAGGCCCGGUGUACGGUCAUCGCCGCCUCCAACCCCAUCGGCGGCAGGUAUGACCCCUCCCUCACCUUUGCUGAGAACGUCGACCUGACGGAGCCGAUCGUGUCCCGUUUUGACGUCCUGUGUGUCGUCAGGGACACUGUGGACCCCGUGCAGGACGAGAUGUUGGCUCGCUUCGUGGUCGGCUCCCACAUCAAGCAUCACCCUAGCAACAAGGAAGCGGGCGUGGCCUUAGAGGAUGUGGUCCUGCCCAACACGUCUGACGUGCCGCCGAUCCCCCAGGAGCUCCUGAGGAAGUACAUCAUCUACGCCAAAGAGCGGGUUCAUCCCAAACUGAACCAGAUGGAUCAGGACAAAGUGGCUCGGAUCUACAGCGAGCUGCGCAAAGAGUCCAUGGCGACCGGCAGCAUCCCCAUCACGGUGCGUCACAUCGAGUCCAUGAUCCGGAUGGCGGAGGCUCACGCUAAGAUCCACCUGAGGGACUACGUGGUGGAGGACGACGUGAACAUGGCGAUCCGGGUGAUGCUGGAGAGCUUCAUCGACACGCAGAAGUUCAGCGUGAUGAGGAGCAUGAGGAAGACGUUCGCCCGUUACCUGGCCUUCCGCAGAGACAACAACGAGCUGCUGCUGUUCAUCCUGAAACAGCUGGUCAACGAGCAGGUCGCCUACCAGAGGAACAGAUACGGCGUCCAGAACGACAAUAUCGAGAUCCCCGAGAAGGACCUGCAGGACAAGGCGAGACAGAUCAACAUCCACAACCUGACGGCGUUCUACGACAGCGACCUCUUCAGCUCCAACAAGUUCAGCCACGACGGGAAGAAGAAACUGAUCCUGCAGCAGUUCUGAGAGCUCCGCCUCCUCCUCUUCCUCUUCUUCCUCCUCUCUUCUUCCUCGCUCUGUAAAGUAGCACUUCCUGAAGUCUGUCGGCGCCUCCGGCCUGGUUCGUUCAAAGCAGCAGCGGUUUAGAGGAAGAUCGUCCUCUGCUGACCAUCGUCUGUGGAGACGUUCGAGUGAUUAAAACAUGCUCGUUAACGUCGGCGUUGAUGAAAUGAAGAGGGAACUUUUGAUAGAAACGGAGCUGAUGAAGACUGAGACUCUGAUGUGACAGAAGGAGAAACUCGAUUGUAAAUAGAUGUACAUGUUUGUGUCGAUGCUGUUGAAGAAGCACAUCGUCUUGUUUCUGUUUCCUGCUGUUCAGAUAAAUUCAGAUUCUAGUUUCCUGCUUCGAACUCGAACUGAAGCUUUGUGUAAAAUAAAUAAAAAAUUAAGUUUGUUGUCUCUAAUGUGGGAGAUAAACCUGAUGUCUGAUGGUUGUUUUGAUAUUAAAAACGUGGAUUUGU